Molecule: messenger RNA, 3185 nt
Organism: Diceros bicornis minor
Lineage: Eukaryota; Metazoa; Chordata; Mammalia; Perissodactyla; Rhinocerotidae
Product: cytochrome P450 2D14-like
Exons: 9
Coding region: 65-1567 (500 amino acids)
Biological process (GO): arachidonate metabolic process; xenobiotic metabolic process
Cellular component (GO): intracellular membrane-bounded organelle; cytoplasm
Molecular function (GO): oxidoreductase activity, acting on paired donors, with incorporation or reduction of molecular oxygen, reduced flavin or flavoprotein as one donor, and incorporation of one atom of oxygen; iron ion binding; heme binding
Source: RefSeq, a predicted model, not a curated record
AGGUGCCUGGUGUGGUGAGGGGUGCCAGUGUGUCCAGAGGAGCCCAGUGCCCACUGAGGCAGCCAUGGGGCUGCUGACUGGGGAGACACUGGGGCCCCUGGCUGUGGCCACAGCCAUCUUCCUGCUCCUGGUGGACCUGUUGCACCGGCGACAACGCUGGGCUGCACACUACCCACCAGGCCCCAUGCCCCUGCCUGGGCUGGGCAACCUGCUGCAGGUGGACUUCCAGGACACGGUUUGCUGCUUUACUCGGCUUCGGCGCCGCUUCGGGGACGUGUUCAGCCUGCAGCUGGCCUGGAAGCCCGUGGUAGUGCUAAACGGGCUGGCGGCCAUGCGCGAGGCUCUGGCGUACCGCAGCGAGGACACCUCCGACCGCGCACCUGCACCCAUCUUCAAUCACCUGGGCUUCGGGCCGCGCUCCGAAGGAGUGAUCUUUGCCCGCUAUGGACCCGCGUGGCAGGAGCAGCGGCGCUUCUCCGUGUCCACCCUACGCAACUUCGGCAUGGGCAAGAAGUCACUGGAGCAGUGGGUGACCGAGGAGGCCUCGUGCCUCUGUGCCGCCUUCGCAGACCAGGCCGGACUCCCCUUUAGCCCCAACGCCCUCCUGAAGAAAGCGGUGGGCAACGUGAUCGGCUCCCUGACCUUUGGGCAGCGCUUCGAGUACAACGACCCGCGCUUCCUCAAGCUAUUGGACCUAAUGGACGGCUUACUGCAAGAUGAGAACGGCUUCGUGCCCGAGGUGCUAAAUGCGAUCCCCCAGCUCCUGCGGCUCCCGGGGCUGGCUGCCUCGGUCUUUCCAAGGCAUAGGGCCUUCAUGGCCCUGCUGGACGAGCUGAUCACCGAACACAGGAUGACCCGGGACCGGGCCCAACCACCCCGAGACCUGACUGACAGCUUCCUGGACGAGGUGGAGAAGGCCAAGGGGAACCCCGAGACCAGCUUCAAUGAUGUGAACCUGCGCCUGGUGGUAUAUGACCUGUUCACUGCCGGGAUGGUGACCACCUCGACCACGCUAGCCUGGGCCCUCCUGCUCAUGAUCCUGCACCCGGACGUGCAGCGCCGUGUCCAACAGGAGAUCGAUGAGGUGAUAGGGCAGGCGCGGAGACCAGAGAUGGGGGACCAGGCCCACAUGCCCUUCACCAUGGCCGUGGUCCAUGAGGUGCAGCGCUUUGGGGACAUCAUCCCAAUGGGUGUGCCCCACAUGACAUUCCGGGACAUUAAAGUGCAGGGCUUCCUCAUCCCCAAGGGGACGACGCUCAUCACCAACCUGUCCUCGGUGCUGAAGGAUGAGACCGUCUGGAAGAAGCCCUUCCGCUUCCACCCUGAGCACUUUCUGGACGCCCAGGGCCGCUUCGUCAAGCAGGAGGCCUUCAUGCCCUUCUCAGCAGGCCGCCGCUUGUGCCUCGGGGAGCCCCUGGCCCGCAUGGAGCUCUUCCUCUUCUUCACCUGCCUCCUGCAGCACUUCAGCUUCUCGGUGCCCGCUGGGCAGCCCCGCCCCAGUGACCACGGUGUCUUUGGCAUCCUGGUGACCCCAUCACCCUACCAGCUCUGUGCUGUGCCCCGCUAGAGGGGGACACCAAGCCCCCAACCCUAUCCUCAGCAGGGGCCCUGAUGUCCAAUAAACCAGUGUGAUGGCACCAACAUGGUUUGAGUCCCACCCAGGCCCCCGACUAGCUCCUGGCGGUGAUGUGGCCUCAGUAGCCUCCCCUGGGGCCAGCUCGUACCCCUCCCUGAUCCAGCCUCACCUGGCAUUUGAACCCAUUUGAGAUACAGACAUACUGAGGUGAAGAAGGUGACAGCUUACCCCCUAGUCACCCAUGGAGACCAAACACUAGCUACUCGAAUUAGUCACAAAAUCUACACAUAGGUCUGGGCUCCUCCCAGGAGGAGCUAGAAUAGGCUUCUGAGAGACAUCAUUGAGGCCCUGGUGGGGCUGGGGAGGGCCCCACUCAGUCUGGAUACCCACAUUUCAGGCCCAAUGAUACCCAAUGCACAGCACAUGCCAGCAGCUGAGCCAGCACCAUCAAGUCUGCUGCCUCAUUUCAUCUAAGACACUCCAAUAGGUGGGGAACUCAGGGCACUGGGAAGGGAUGUGCCAGGUGAACACUCAGGCUCAGUCCUCAGGUGCCAGUACCCUCCCUGGGAAGCCUGAUGGCAGUCCAUGAGUGAGCACCUCCCUGGGCCUCUCGGUCACUCCAAGAUAAGAUGGUCCCCCUUUCCCAGCCUCUCAGGCAUGCUCGUGUCCAGGCCCCUGCCCAGUAGGAGUUGCUCACGGCCAGGCUGGAGGUGGAGGAGGGCUGACUCAGGGCACUGUCCUCGGAGUGGCAGGGUCAGGCCAGGCUCUCCAGGAGGAUCGGCCACAGGCUGAUCCACAGGGAAUUAGCCCUGUGGGCUGCCGGCAUGCCCUAGGGACAGGGGUCAGCCUUGGACCCCUGUGAUAGUGGGAUGACCAGAGGAGGAGGUGGUCACGUGGGGACCUUGGAGGAGCACACCCUGGCUCUUGUCCUUGCUCUGCCAUUCCAGUCCAUGACCCUGGGCCAGUCUCUCCCUGCCCUGGGCUUCUGUUUCCUCUUCAGCCAAUGAGAUGGUUGUACCAGAUGGCCGCUGGGGCCUGUCAUCCUGCUCUGACUCUGUGGCUGUUACCUUGUUAGCCUGUAACCCAGGCUGAGGGCAGGGACUGCCAUCCUCCGCCUGUCCCCACCUCCACAAUUGACUGGCUCUGGACUGAGCACACGGGCAGUGCCCAAAGGUUUCUAAUGACUGUCUGCUUACCCCAGUCUUGGGCAGACCCCCUGGUGCAUUUGGCUAACAGCUUAGGGACCACCGACACUCAGGGCAGAAGCAGCUCCUCCAGGCCUGUUUUUCCAAAGGAGCCCCACCCAAGAGCAUCCCUGUCAGGCGUUCCACCAGUGUCUUCCAGGUGCCCUCAUCACAGGGAGCUCCAAACUCUGAGCAAUCAGGGAACUUGCUCUGUCCCUGGGCACUGCAUCAGAAAGCCAUCCAUGGCCCCUGUCAGCCUCUCCAGAGUAUCCACUGUUGAGUUAGGGCUUGGUGGCAGGACAGUAGUGUUCCUGUAACUAGUCAGGACAGAGAGUCUGGACGGGGCCACACUGUGUUUGCGAAGACCUGAGGCCCCUGAGAGGAGGCAAGUGGGCCUGCAGAAGCAAGAACUCUGAGGAUUUAUU